AUGUGCUGUGGUCCACCAUUUAACUUUCGAAGGGGGGAUGAGGGCGCAGAAACUGGUACCGGAGAUGGCGAAAAGUCGACAAACGAUUCUGCAACUGUAGUAUCAUCUCCAGAAGUGAUGUCAUGGCUUGACUUAUGGGAUUUAACAACGGAGGCGGGAACGAAAUCGGGAGUCUUACAGGGUCCACUAAGGCCGAUUCCACGCAUUUUAAUGGCCCUUAAAAUAUCAAGAUCCUUGUGA
Messenger RNA from Rodentolepis nana, 240 nucleotides. The record is from the annotation of a GenBank genome assembly. Lineage: Eukaryota; Metazoa; Platyhelminthes; Cestoda; Cyclophyllidea; Hymenolepididae.